UGCCUUCUGUGCGGCCAUGUCCAACAAGAGCUCCGCCAAAACCAGCUUGCGGGUACGAGCAAGAUAUUCUCGGAACGAGGUGAUUAGAAAAAUGUACUUCAAGACAUCAUGGAUAAGGAACUGUGUCUUCCACGCAAGUGGGUAUAUAUCUACAGAUGAAUUAUGGAUUGAACUGACGAGAAAUCAUCAGUAUCCGAAUGUCCGAAAUAAAAAUGCGGAUUUUAGCUCUCCGGGGUCAUCAUUCACAGUGGCUAGGGUUAUGAAAGUCCCCUUGGGGUCCUAAAGGACCCUGAUGGGUUAAUAUUGAGGCCGAAAAUUAGGUUCAUAAGAGUGUGCGCUGGUAUGCCCAGGAUUAACGCCAACCGGCUGAGCCAUAAAGCCUAUUCUAUGCACGAACGGUGCUUGGUGCUGAUGACAUGGGUUCUGGACGUGGACCUUAUUGAGGAGCAUCUUGACCUCUUUGCCAGGGCUCUAUGCCAUCAAGAGAAGCGGAAUAAGUUCGAGCCCAACAACUUGCUUGCUGAUGAUUACCCGGAACAUUGGGUUCAAUUAGACAGGUUUUAUCACAGAUCAAAAGAGUAUUUCAAAACCCAUGAGAACGGACAACAUCCUUCCGAGGGGUGCUGUCUUCCUCGAGAUCCUCUCAACAUCCGGAACUUCGUGACUUGCUUCGUCACCCGAAAAGGAUUCGACGAGAAACACGAAAGAGCAAGACUCAGACAUUCCCCUAUGCCCCAUCCAGAUCGAGCACUAGCAACAUCUAACCAUCCCAGCGGACAUUAUUCUCAUAGUCAUAUACCUUCUCCCGGGUCGACGAGACUUCAAUUUUCUGCUGUUGACAUUUCCCCGACGAAGAUCCCAGAUCACACGGAUUUCACAGGUAUUCCGGCGCCGACAGUAUAUCAAUGACUAUUUUUCAUCCGAGGAAACGCUUCCGACAGUGAAGGAGAUGGGCGGAGAUUUUAUUUCAUUGUCGAUCAGAUGCUUUCCAACUACAUUGACUGGCUGAACCGGCUGCGAGUUAUGGAGAAUAUGG
Messenger RNA from Aspergillus ruber CBS 135680, 1036 nucleotides. RefSeq lists its product as uncharacterized. Bases 343 to 909 code for a protein of 188 amino acids. The transcript has a single exon. Lineage: Eukaryota; Fungi; Ascomycota; Eurotiomycetes; Eurotiales; Aspergillaceae. The record is from RefSeq and is a predicted model, not a curated record.